Messenger RNA from Talaromyces amestolkiae, 654 nucleotides. RefSeq lists its product as uncharacterized. The record is from RefSeq and is a predicted model, not a curated record. The transcript has 2 exons. The coding region runs from base 1 to 654 and encodes 217 amino acids. NCBI's taxonomy places the organism in Eukaryota, Fungi, Ascomycota, Eurotiomycetes, Eurotiales, Trichocomaceae.
AUGUCAAUAAAUACCAUAUUAACAACCCUCCUCGCCCAACUCUCCAAAAUCUCUCCACCACCUGCUCCAUCAGAGAACGACAACCUCAACCUCAACCUCAACCCCCAACAUCAUCACCAACAUCAACAGCCUAGCAGAAAUAAUAUAUUCACCAACCUCUCCGCGAAAAAUACAACUCAACUCAAAAACCUGCUAUUAACGCUACACUGCCUCUUCCCUAAUGAGCUGCUACUUGCGCUUGAUAUAUUGGACAAAGGGUUCGUUACGCGAUAUACCCACCCGAAUAAUCGCGCCAAUAAUCUGAACCUCGGAGAUGCGGAUCAGGAUACGUUGAUAUUCAUCGUGCAGUCAACCUCCAACCAUGACCGAGACUCCGGAGGAGUACGAAAGGCAUAUCACGUCCACCUCAAGACAUGGAACUGCUCCUGUCCAGCGUUUGUGCUGAACUGUUUCCCGGCAUCAUUGUCCUCCUCAACACCAAAAGAUGAUGACGAUGUGGAGGUUGAUAUUUUCAACGGCCAAAGCGAGGAGGAAGAAGCCUGGUUUGGAGGCACAUUACGGAACCGCGAAGCGUCCUACGAUGAUCGGGCGGUGCCUGUUGAUAGUGCGGAUAUUGAUAGGGCGAAUGAGGUCGCUGGGUGGUGUGCUGCAUGA